AUGGUGUACAAACGUAUGGUUGAUAUUGGUCGUGUGGUAUAUAUUGCCAAAGGAGAAAGCGAUGGAAAAUUGGCUGCCAUUGUUGAUGUCGUUGAUGCUAAUAGAGCUUUAAUUGAUGGACCUUCAUCAGGAGUAAGGCGUUCUGUGCGUAACUUCAAAGAUUUACACCUAACUAAAUUUCGAAUACCACUUAGAAGCGGUAUGCGCUCUAAAAAUGUCAAGAAAGCAUAUGAUGAAGCAAAAGUUAAUGAAAAGUGGGCAGAAACUCUAUGGGCACAAAAGAUUGCUAAAAAAAAACUUAAAGCGCAAAUGACUGAUUUCGAUCGUUUCAAGCUUAUGCGCGCGAAGCAACUGCGAAAUAGGUUAGCGCGUGUGCAGAUGGCAAAGCUACGCAAAUCUAAAAAAUAUGGAAAUAAAACAGAAGACAAAAAGUGA
Molecule: messenger RNA, 435 nt
Organism: Thelazia callipaeda (thelaziosis nematode)
Lineage: Eukaryota; Metazoa; Nematoda; Chromadorea; Rhabditida; Thelaziidae
Source: the annotation of a GenBank genome assembly